UUGUGGUGGUGGUGGCACGUGGGCACCGGUCAGUCCUCGCCCUGCGGCCGCCCGGUCGAUCCGUGGACAUGGCUGACUGUCGCUUGUUUUCCGAUAUUUAAAUUGUUUGACUUUUGGACUACGACGCCAUGACUGAAGAUAUCCCUGACACGGGAGCGGUGUUCACAUUCGGCAAGUCCCACUUUGCUGACAACGAGCCGAGCCACUUCUUCAUCAAGAACGACCCAAUCGUCGCGAUAUCAUGCGGCGACGAGCACAGUGCAGUAAUAUGCCAAAAUGGGAGAGUGUUCGUGUUCGGUGCAAACGUGUGGGGUCAGCUAGGCUUGGGCCACAAGGACGAGGUGACGCGGCCCAGCUGCGUCAAGUGGCUCAAACCGCACCGCGCCACGUUCGUGGCCUGCGGCCGAGCUCACACAGUCUUUGUCACAGAUACCAGCGCAGUAUACUCGGUGGGCUGCAACGACGAAGGGCAACUGGGCACUGGAGAUAUGGAAAACCAGAGCGUGCCUCAGUACGUCGAACUGGAUGUUGAUCAAAACAUAAAUCAGGUUUCCGCGGGGAGCAAUCAUACGGCACUGUUGACUGAGGACGGUCGCGUAUUUGUUUGUGGCUCUAACUCAGAAGGCCAACUUGGUCUGGGAGAAACAACGCGCUCCUGCGUCAACUUCACAGAGCUCAAGUUCGUUGAGAAGAUCGCCUUCGUGGAAUGCGGGUACUAUCACACCGUGUUUAUUACCGCGCGCGGCGCAGUUUUUGUAACCGGUGACAAUGAACAUCAAAAACUGGGAAUUCCCGACAUGACGACGAUCUACGUCCCCCAAGUAUUACCACUGGACAUACAAAUAAAAAGUGCAUGUUGCGGCGCUAACCACACCUUCCUCCUGUCUAUGGACGAAGCAAAAAUCCUCGCUUUUGGGUCUAAUGAAAAGGGGCAGCUGGGGAUGCCAAAGGAUGUGGUAAAUGUUACGGAACCCACUGAAGUCAAUAUGGAGAAGCUGUUCGACGGGUACCAGUUGAAGCUUGUUGCUUGUGGGGCGAUGCACACCGCAUUUGUUACAGAUAAUGGUCUACUUUACACAUGCGGCGAAUCGCGGCACGACAAACUGUGCCUAGAAGCAAUCGAAGCCGACGAUUCAAACGAGGGUACACACAAUCAAUACUUACCAAAGCGGGUCACCGCUAUGAAUGGCUUCAUUGUCGACAACGUCGCCUGCGGUGGCUGCCACACUUUACUUACAGCCACUAAAGGUUCCAACGCUGACUUUACUAACAACGACUUUAGUGUAAUAAACGAAGAGAGAAAAAUAUCCGUAACUGAACUCCCGCCCCUACAAAAAAUUCCAACUAUGGCUAAAUCAGAUGACUUACAUGAAGAUUUAUCGAACUCAAAUAUAAACAGACAUAGCAGCGCCGACGUUAUAAAUGGAAACGUAGAAGAAACUAUCUCAAUUACUUCUUUAGAGGGAAACGUGAGCGGGUCUCAUAUAGUUAACAUAAACGACCUUGAAACGGAUAACGUUAGUAAAGGAAGUAUCAACGAAAUACAGAAUAUAGUUAAAGAUGAAAUUGAUACUUUGGAAAAACAUGUUGAUAAUUUUAAAGAAAACGUCGAAACUAGCAUGGGCAUUGUUAUGGAGAGUGCAGAAAAAAAUAUUGGGCAAGUUAUGGACAGUGCGGAAAACGGUGUGAAAAAUGUUAAAGAAAAUGCAGAAACAAUACUACUUAAAGGCAAAAGUGAAUUUGAAAAUAUUACUAAACAGGGAAAAAAUGAAAUAGAAAACUUUACUGAAGGUGUCACAGAAACAAUUUAUACAAAAACCGAAGCUGUUGAAGAUAUAUUCAAAAAAACAAUAGUUGAUAGAGCUCCUGGUUUACACAGCGACGAAAGGAAAGUUCUAGAAGUUCCCGAUAAAAUGUCAGAAAUAGCCAAUUCUCCACCACCAAAGACACCAAUCAUUCAGGAUUUGUUAAACAUUCCAGAUUUAUCACAAAUUAGUCCGAAUUUAAGUAGGAAAAGUGAAGAUGGACAGAAGAGUGAAACGGGGCAGUCAGAAAAUGAAACCAUACCUUGCGGCUCGGACAAGUCGAGCCCACCGGACAAAAUCGCUAAAACACAAGCAGUUCUGCCAAUAGUACGUAGUGAAGACCACAUCGAUUCUGAAGAAACACGGAACUGUGAAGACACUGACGUGGUCGUUAAUAAAAUGGAGGAAAAAGGCCGUUUCGCUCGCAUCUUCCAGUCCAUAAAGGACAAAGAGAACUCCUGCAUGGGCAAGGGGAAGAUUAUAGAAGAGAAAGUCGUAGAAAACGUACACAAAGGAAUCGACACAGCAGAGGAAACGGUGCACAAAGUAGAAGAAAGAAUAGAGACGGAGAUCCGAAAUCAGACUAAUUCCAGAACUUGCACUAUUCUAUAAGUUAUAUGCAUUAAUAAUUGCUAUAUCAACCGAAGCUACACAUAAGGCAACAUUGUACAUAGAUACUAU
Pararge aegeria (speckled wood butterfly) is the source of this 2486-nucleotide messenger RNA. RefSeq names its product probable E3 ubiquitin-protein ligase HERC3. Lineage: Eukaryota; Metazoa; Arthropoda; Insecta; Lepidoptera; Nymphalidae. The record is from RefSeq and is a predicted model, not a curated record. The transcript is spliced from 9 exons. Bases 129 to 2417 code for a protein of 762 amino acids.